CCGUGGAGACGCGGCGGCGGCGGGGCUCAUGGUGGGCGGGCGUCGGUCGCUGCGCUGCAGCGGCUCCUCCUGCUCCCGCAGGUCGACGGCGGCGGGGCAGGCGCCCCGGGUGCCUGAGGAGAAGCUGGACGAGGUCGACGCGGCGCUACGGGAGGCUCGGCUGGCGGCCACCGAGGCGUCCCGGGCCGAGAACCGCGAAGCCACCCGCGACGCGCAGCUGCUGUGGCCGCAGCAGGACGCGGAGAGGGAGGCGGCGGCCGUGACGGCCUUCCUCACGAAGCAAGGCCAGGAGAAGGCGGAGGAGAUUGAGAAACUGAAGCAGGAGCUGAUUGAUUUGAAACAGCAAGCGCAAGAAGAGAAGAAGAAGCUGGCAGACUAUUAUGCCCAACAAAUAAAAGAACUGGAAGAGAAAUUUCAGAAAAAAGUUGGAGAAAUUGGCCAAAUUCAAUUAGAACUGAAAUUAAUAAAGGAGUUCCACAGGGAGAAAGCAGCUAUGGAGAAAGAACUGGAAGAUUUAAAAGAGAGUAUGGAGAUUUCAAACAGGAGACAUCAGGAAGUGAUUGUGAGAUUGGAGAAUAGGUUUCUUGAAGAAAAGAAAAGACCAGAAGAAGAUGUUGAGAAAAAGCAAAAAAUUAUGACAGAGACCACCCAGCAUGAGGCUGUUGUGCAGCUGAACAGUACUGGGAGAGAAGUGUUUAGGGAGAAUGUUCGUCUUCACGAUGCAUUUGCUUACCAACUGAAAGAAACAAUGGAAUUGCAGAAAAUCAAACAGAAGUUAGAAGAGGACAAAACUCUUCUCUUACAGGAGAAGGAAACCAAUGAGGGUUUAAUUCGAAAAAAGAUCCUGCAGAUCAAUCACCAGAAAGCACAGAUUGGAGAGCUGCAGCGUAAAGUGGAAAAACUGGAGAUGGCCUUAUGUCGCAUGACCAGAGAAUCUGUGCAGAAAAAACAGCAUCAGGCACUGAUAGAAAACCAGGCAAGCUUGGUGGAGAUGAAGAAACUGCAACAACUACUAGAAAUGAAGGAUCGGGAGAUGAACCGAGUGAAGAAACUAGCCUGGAAUAUCUUAAAUGAGAGGACUGAGGUGGAAAGGUUCUUCCUAGAUGCUCUGGAACAUGUGAAGAAGGAGAUCAUAUCCAGUAGAAAGCACUAUAAGAAAAAAGCCCAAAUUGCCUAUUACAGAAAAAUGAUGGAGGCAUGUGCAGGGAGGGAAGAAUUUCCCAAAAUCAAAACAUUCAAAAGCAACAUAAACAGCACAAAUAGUGUGUACAGAGACCUAGAGGAAGCAGAGAAAUGCUAUUGGGAGAAAAUCCAGUUUGAAAAAGUGGAUAUCAGUGAGCUGACAUGGGAACAAAAAGAACGUGUUCUGCGAUUGCUUUUUGCCAAAAUGAAUGGCACGAAUCCGUGGUAAUACUCUGUUUCUUCAGCAGGUGAAUGCUGAGCUUUCCCUGUUACAGGAGCUGGGCUGAUAACUCCAGGUCAGGGGAUUCCAAGAAACUCUGAAUCUAACGUAAGAAUCUAGCUAACUGUGUGGCUUGGUGUGAGAUACUUUCACCUUUUGAAAAAGGUGAUUUAACCUUUUGAAAAAGUUGAUAUGCCAUAUACUAAUUUUGGACACGCACCAGACCAUACUAUUAGAUCUCUGUGUGUAGUAUCAAAAGAAAAACAAGUGGAAGUAAAUUUUGGUAGUGCUGAGGAAGGCAGAGAAUUAACUUUGCUCAGUGCAGUGGGAUUAAUUUUGUUCAAUCAUUAAGGAAUCCCUAUCCAUCUUUACCAAACAAGUAAAUAACACAUACUGUGACAGUAGCACUCCCCACGUAUAUUUCCUUUUAAUAAGAGCAUCAUAAAGCAAUCUGCCCAGUAUUAAAAAGUACAAAUAUCCACAGCCAGAUUAUUAAAAGUGUACUUACUUACCCUAUGGCUUAUUGCUGUCUGCAUAAGAAACUUGGGAGCAUGACUUUAGAGAUACCUAAAAUAUGGCUUACACUGGAAAUUCAAAGUUCAAACAGCAUUAAGUAUAUUAUAAGCUGUGAACUGGGGCAUAAGAGGGCCCAAAGAGAAAUCUAAAAUGCUAUGAUUUUUAAUGUAGUUUGGGGAAACCUAAUGCUUAGGGUAGAACAUCACCUUCUCUGUGUUAAGACACCUUAUUGGAUUUUUUUUAAAAAUUAAAUUUUGUGAGCAAAAGUUACAGGACUGAAAUUUUAGCAAAUUUUGUUAAGAGUUAUUACAGUAGAGUAUGAAAGCUUGAGGAAUGGAAUACAAACACUUCAUUUUAAGUUGACAUGAUUAAACCCAGGUUUUUUAAAAAAAUGUUUUGAUUUGUUUCUCCUCAUUCCCCUUUAAUUGUAAUGAUUUUGCCACAAAGUAUGGAAUUCCACAGUGAACUGAACUCAGGUUUGA
Molecule: messenger RNA, 2400 nt
Organism: Grus americana (Whooping crane)
Lineage: Eukaryota; Metazoa; Chordata; Aves; Gruiformes; Gruidae
Gene: BBOF1
Product: basal body orientation factor 1
Exons: 8
Coding region: 29-1411 (460 amino acids)
Source: RefSeq, a predicted model, not a curated record